AUGGCACAGUACACCACCAACUUCGUUUCAGCUGACGGACUCGACAUUUUCUACCGUUCUUCGGGGCCCCAGAACCCUUCAACAUCUGUGGUCCUUCUACUCCAUGGAUUUCCCAGCUCCUCUCACCAAUAUCGGCAUUUAAUUCCCCUCCUCAGUACCGGUUCGAACAAUAAAUAUCGAAUCGUCGCUCCUGAUCUUCCCGGUUUCGGCUUCACCAAAGUCCCUACAAGCCGCAACUAUGUCUAUACCUUUGAGAACCUCUCUAAAAGUCUAGAAGCCUUUCUUGAUGCUCUCAAAAUCGAAAAGUUUAGCAUGUACGUUUUUGAUUACGGCGCACCCACCGGCUACCGCCUCGCAUUACGCAGACCAGGCGGCAUUCAAGCAAUCAUCACCCAAAAUGGUAAUGCAUAUGACGACGGCCUCAGCGCAUUCUGGGACACCCUUCGUCCGUAUUGGAAAAGCGGAAGCUCGGAGGAUAAAGACCGCGUGCGAGCUGGAGUCCUCACUCUCGAGGCAACGGAGUGGCAAUACACCCACGGAACUAAUCCGUCCAAAAUAGCUCCUGAAGCACCUUUUCUCGACUACGCGCUAAUUUCUAGACCGGGUAAUGAUGAGGUUCAACUCGCAUUGUUUUAUGACUACCAGAAGAAUGUGGAACUAUAUCCGAAUUUCCAGGGGUAUUUCAGAAGCUCGAAAGUGCCCAUCCUGGCGGUUUGGGGAAAGAAUGAUGAGAUAUUUUUACCCGAGGGUGCUGAAGCCUUCAAGAGAGAUGGCGGGGAGAAAGUUGAGGUGAAGUUACUGGAUGCGGGACAUUUUGCAGUGGAGAGUAAUGCGGAAGAGAUUUCGAAGCUAAUGUUGGAAUUUUUGAAGAGGAAUGGUAUCUAG
Molecule: messenger RNA, 885 nt
Organism: Venustampulla echinocandica
Lineage: Eukaryota; Fungi; Ascomycota; Leotiomycetes; Helotiales; Pleuroascaceae
Exons: 1
Coding region: 1-885 (294 amino acids)
Molecular function (GO): epoxide hydrolase activity
Source: RefSeq, a predicted model, not a curated record